Ctenopharyngodon idella (grass carp) is the source of this 1770-nucleotide messenger RNA. RefSeq names its product Spi-1 proto-oncogene a (gene spi1a). Gene Ontology annotation, biological process: cell differentiation; regulation of transcription by RNA polymerase II. The record is from RefSeq and is a predicted model, not a curated record. Gene Ontology annotation, cellular component: nucleus. The transcript has 5 exons. Lineage: Eukaryota; Metazoa; Chordata; Actinopteri; Cypriniformes; Xenocyprididae. Bases 245 to 1018 code for a protein of 257 amino acids. Gene Ontology annotation, molecular function: DNA-binding transcription factor activity, RNA polymerase II-specific; sequence-specific DNA binding.
AGGCCAGAUCUGUCAGUAAAGUCAGGUUAAUCGCUCAUGGGCGAUACAGGAAAUUUAGUCUUUUUCACACCAGGACAGUGAAGCUGAAGGCAGAAGAUUUUAAAAACAAGAUUUGCCCAUUUGAAAAGAGAUACUAGAGUACAGCGCUCUUGUGAAGUAAUUUCCACGUUAUGCAAUAUUCUGUAAAUAAGUGUGAAACUGUGAGAUAGACACCACAGAAGAAGUUAUAUGAUUGAAGGGCUUCAUGUUGCAUUACAGAAUGGAAAGCUGUGUUAUUUCUCCUUUGUCUGAAGAAAUAAUUCCGUAUGACCAUGAUGCUCGGCCGAUAUAUGACUUCUACCCAUAUCUCAGUACUGACCCUGAGACUCAUCCUGAAAGUGGAUGGGACUACACAAGUGUUCAUGCUCAUCACAGUGAAUUUGAGCCGCCUCAAGGAAACCAUUUCACUGAGCUUCAUCCCACCACAUACCGCUAUGGAGAUGUGGAGUCCUUCCAUCCAUCUGUAGAUGCAGGGAUGGGAACACUUCUACCUGUGAUUCCUCCACAGUAUACUUACGUCCCCCACGCGCUGUACCCACGGUCCCCCCUUCCCCACUGCAGUACUGAUGAAGAGGACCCUGGGGGACGCAGUCCACCCUUUGAGGUGUCAGAAGGUGAGGAGGACAAUGAUGGGCAUCCGGGCACCUCCAGCACUCUAUCAGGAAACAAAAGGAAAGUGCGUCUCUAUCAGUUCCUCCUGGACCUGCUGCAGGAUGGAGACAUGCGGGACUGCAUCUGGUGGGUGGACAGAGAGCGAGGCAUCUUUCAGUUCUCCUCCAAACACAAGGAGACACUCGCCAGCCGCUGGGGCCAGCAGAAGGGCAACCGCAAGAGAAUGACCUACCAGAAGAUGGCCAGGGCCCUGCGCAACUACGGCAAGACCGGAGAGGUCAAAAAGGUCAAGAAGAAACUUACAUACCAGUUCAGCAGCGAGGUGAUGAGGAGGACGACUAUGGAUAGGAGGCAGUAUCAUCACUGACACUCUGGACACAAAAUAUUUCCUUUAGAUCUAGUGUCUUUUACCUACAAUGUAAUUAUUCACAAAUUCUCUCAUGUCACUGUUCUGCAGUAAAAAAAUUUAAUCUCAGGGAUAUGUAAUAUGUAGCCUAUAGGGAUAUAGGUAUGUGUAAUAUUUGGGUAGCUGACAUGGACAUUGACAUUUUUAACCACUUUAAAUCAGCUUUUUGAUUUCACAAUUAUUUCACUAUACAUUUCAAUAGACCAGUGGCGUGAUAAAUGGAUUUAAGGGGGGAAAAAUUCCAUGUAGUCUCUCAAUUAACAUGGUCAUGAAAAUGGCACAACAAAAACAACAACAACAAUAAUAAUACUUUUUUUUUUUUUUUAAAUACUGUUUAAAGUCAUUUAGAUGGAUUUAACAUGUUGUACUGUAGGACAUUUUGAUAUAUUCAGCUAUUUUGACAGUUUCGUAGGUUGACUCCCAUAUGCUUCAUCCAUUCCACACAAAUAACUAAAGCCUUAACUUAUAUUAUGCUUAUUAAAAAACCUUUCUUUAUAUUAUGUGAAGGUGUCACACUGCUAAAUAAAUGAACCUGGAAGUCAGCUACCACAUUCCUCCCUGAAAAAAAAAAAAGCUUAUUUACUUCCUACUGGGUUUCUUGUUGUAUUUGUUAUAGCAAAAAUGUUAAAGGUAGGAACAAUUCUAGGGGCCUACAACAAUUUUAAUAGAAUUAUUUGUAUAAUUACAUACUAAUUAAAUACUUAAUAGCAUUA